AUGUCCCAAAAGUCCCCCCUCCCCUACAUCGCCUUCUGCGUACUCAACAUUUACGUCCUCCGCAGCGUGAACGAAGUCCUCCUCAAGCCCUAUAUGGACGAACCCUUCCACGUCCCCCAGGCACAACGUUACUGUUCUUUCGAGUUCGACACGUACGACCCGAAACUAACCACCCCGCCUGGGCUGUAUCUCUUCUCUCUAGGAAUCUCCAAGCUCUUCGCUAUGCGCUGCUCCCUCCCCCUGCUGCGAUUUCACAGCACUCUGCUGCUUCUCUCCCUUCCCCCAAUCCUCUCCCACCUCCUGCCUUUGCUCCAGCCCCCACCGUGCUCCGAGCCCCCUCGCACGUUUUUGGAAACACUCAGACCCGGGUGGGAGGCCAUCGUACUGGGUUUCAUGCCCGUGGCGUGGUUCACCGGGUUCUUGUACUAUACCGACCUGGGCGCGGUGGUCUUCGCCCUGGGAGCGAUCGUAGCGGCCAAACGGGGGCAGAGCGGGCUUGCAGCACUACUCGGUACAGUGGGUUGCUUGUUUAGGCAAACGAAUAUCGUCUGGCUGGGAUAUGCAGCUUCCCUCCAAGCGCUCGAGAUCCUCCACCGCCCGUCCCCUUCCAAACCCCAUCUCGCCGACCCAACACUAUCACUCACUUCCCCCACCCUUCUCCUGCGCACCCUCCUCUCCCUCCCCUCGCUCUGUCUCUCCCGCCUCCCUGAGCUCUUAUCCCACCUCUGGCCCUACGUCCUUCCCCUAACAUCGUUCUGCGCCUUCGUACUCUGGAACGGCGGGAUAGCACUUGGGGAUAGGGCACACCAUGAGCCCACGCCGCACUGGGUGCUCCCAAUGUACUUCCUCGUCUUCAGUACCGCGCUUGCUGCUCCUGCCUUGGCGGGGGGCCCGCUCGGAGUCCUAGGGUUGGGGAGGGUCGUAGCGAGCAAGAUUUUCUCCACGCCGCGGCGGAUAGGCUUCACACUUGCCUGGACGGCAGUAUUAUGCAUCCUCAUUAAUAGGUAUACGAUUGCCCACCCCUUCCUCCUCUCCGACAACAGGCACUACCCGUUUUACCUCUGGCGGCGGCUUAUCUCCCCCUUUCCGCUCGCGCGGUACCUCUGGGCUCCCGUUUACCUCCUCUGCUUCAGGAUCUGGACAAUAAGGCUAGGGGAACAGCCCUUGCUACCCCUACUCUCCCUCGCCAUAUGUACACUUGCAACUCUGGUCCCGACCCCAUUGUUAGAACCGAGAUACUUUAUCAUCCCUUUCCUCCUGCUGCGGUGUUAUUUGGAGACGAGCGCGCUGGGCGUCGCGGGGGAAGGAUUGGGGAUCGAAACUCCACUCGGCAUGCCGGCGCCGUGA
Molecule: messenger RNA, 1347 nt
Organism: Dacryopinax primogenitus
Lineage: Eukaryota; Fungi; Basidiomycota; Dacrymycetes; Dacrymycetales; Dacrymycetaceae
Exons: 5
Coding region: 1-1347 (448 amino acids)
Biological process (GO): protein N-linked glycosylation; dolichol-linked oligosaccharide biosynthetic process
Cellular component (GO): endoplasmic reticulum
Molecular function (GO): dolichyl pyrophosphate Glc2Man9GlcNAc2 alpha-1,2-glucosyltransferase activity
Source: RefSeq, a predicted model, not a curated record